Messenger RNA from Brassica napus (rape), 1197 nucleotides. RefSeq lists its product as uncharacterized. The record is from RefSeq and is a predicted model, not a curated record. The transcript is spliced from 3 exons. NCBI's taxonomy places the organism in Eukaryota, Viridiplantae, Streptophyta, Magnoliopsida, Brassicales, Brassicaceae. Bases 1 to 1197 code for a protein of 398 amino acids.
AUGUCUUCGUCAUUCAGCUUUCCUCACCCGACGACUACGAUCGAUGAUCUUGAAGAUCUCUACAAGGUGUAUGGGGUCGAUCUCUCCAUCGUUCUCGAUUUGGCUGGCGCGUCUGAGACUCCCGAAACCGUUCGGGGAGGGUAUUGCGGAGCCAAUCUUUCUUUCUUUCAAUUUUACGGUCUUACCUUCCCAAUUCCGGAGUCUGUGCUCGAGAUUCUGGUGGAGCUUGAUUUAUCAUUUACUCAAUUCCUCCCAAAUUUUCUUAGGCACCUUAUAGCAUUCUUGGUUAGGGCUAGGGAGGAAGGUCUUUCCUUCGGUCUUGGUGACUUUCGACACCUUGUUUUGGUGAAGCGAAACAAGCAGAGUCCUGGUACCUUCCUCGUGUCUCCGCGCCCGGGUCGCCAUGUCAUUGAGUACGUCCCCUAUUGCGAUGAGAAGUGGCACGAGCAGUUUUUCGUUUUUAAGGUGGAUCGAGCGUCUGUGGCUCCUUCUGGAAGUUCUUUGAUGUCAGACGAGAUUCAUGGUCUGAUCGGAGUCCUUCGGAGAGGUCGUUCGCACUGGUCAUCGUUUGACCGGACCCGGAUCCGAGCUGCUUUUCCCAUACCGGAAGGGACUAAUAGUGCCCCAUUGGUUGUAGGGGGUUCUGAGGAUGAGACGGAACACUCUCGGGAAGUCAUUGCGACUCCUUCCGUUCAAGCUCAGUCUUCAGACCGAUUGGUUAGGCAGCUCGUGAGGAGGUCGUCGUUUCGUGCUUUUGGGUCAGCAUCGAGGAGCCGAGCUUCUAAUAGACCUCCUUUGGUCUCGAUUCAGGACUCCUACGAUGAAGGUGCUUCCGAGGAGAGAUGGUCUCCUAUCUCGUUGAGCCUUGGUUCGGAAGAUGAGGCCGUUGCUGCGACCCGUAAGCGACGUCGAUCGUCGAAGGCCGCCUUACCCGGUCCAUCCCGUUCUAGGCUUGUUUCUGAAGGCGACGGUUCUUUGUUUGCGGCCCAAGGCAAAUUGAUCUCUCUCGCCGGUCGCAUGAGAUCUGCGGGAUGCCGUCUCCCGUCCCUUGUUUCUUCGGAUGAGAAGGAAGCUUACGCCAAGGUUGCGGUCGUGAGCCCUAAGGUAAUGGAAGCCUUCAACGAGUACGUUAUGGUGAUGGAGGAUCGCGUCGAGGCUUCCCGGAAUGACAAGGAGAUCGAGAGCAUUGGUUCCUAA